Messenger RNA from Brassica oleracea var. oleracea, 689 nucleotides. RefSeq names its product high mobility group B protein 10-like. Lineage: Eukaryota; Viridiplantae; Streptophyta; Magnoliopsida; Brassicales; Brassicaceae. The coding region runs from base 35 to 622 and encodes 195 amino acids. The transcript has 4 exons. The record is from RefSeq and is a predicted model, not a curated record.
CUCUUUACCAUUCACCAAGACAGCAAAAAAAAAGAUGUCAACAGUUUCACCCUCCUCGCAACUAGUUCAGGUGGUUCCAGACAACCAGAACAACACUGGCGACUCCUCUGCGGAGGUCAACUACGAAGAUCUUGUCCAGGAAGCAAUGGAGAGCUUGUCCCUCGAGGAAGGCACUGAUGAACCGCAGAUUGGGGAUGUGGUAGACGGAGUCAUUGAUGGGACGACGUCCGAAGGUGGAUACCUGGUGACAAUGAAAUUCGGUUCUCAAGUGCUGAAAGGAGUGCUUUACCAUCAUGCUAAAAGGCCCCAACAAGCCAUGGGAACACCACCUUCAGGCAUGCCACCAGCAUCACAGCGCCGAGCUAAGAAGAAAGCCAGAGAGACUACUGAAGUUGAUUCUAAGAAACCCAAAUUCCGCAGGAGUGGCUACAACUUAUUUUUUAGCAAAAAAAUAAACUUCUUCUUCGCUGAGCACGCUAGGCUCAAAUCUAAGAAGCAGGUUUAUCAAGACAAAGGAGUUACGGAUGGGGAGAGGUACAGAACUGAGAUCAUGCUGGAGUACGAAUCUGCACAUGAGUCUGAUGGAGCUUCUGCUUCUGCAGCCGCCACCAUGGCUCAGUAGUCUUUUAUUUCUUCUGUUAUGUUGUUGUCUUCUUCUUUCUUUAUGACAUUUCUCUUUCUUCUUUCUU